CGAUUUUCAAGCGUCUGGAUAAUGAUGAGCAAUGUGUCAACAUAUUUUUGAGAUUUUUGCACUUUUUAAAAAUAUCAUAAUCAUAAAAGCAGAGAGAUGUCAGCCCCAGCCCUUGUAGGAGUCUUAUUCAUCAUUAUUUUUGUAAUGAUGCACCUCUACAAGCGCUACAGAAGAAUGCAUUAUGAUUUACUUGUGUGGGAUGUUACAAAAGGCCACAGGUGGGUGAUGAUAGAUGUUUUCACGGAAAUGACGUACUGUAAUGUUGGGAAGUUUCCUAUUAAGCAUGGUGCAAAAUGUAGCUCAUGUGGGAUCUGUGCUGAAGAUGGAAAUAUGAGAGAAGCAAAUAAAAAAAUCCCAUGCAAACCAUUAUCUUUGAAAGGGGAUGGCACACCUCAUCAGUGGAUUAAGGGCAACCUCCCUGCAUGUAGCUCGUGUCUCAUUUGUGGCUCAGAAUGUGGAAAACUCCGGGAUAUCUGUGAUAGAAAAUGUGUGUGGUGCAAGCUUGUGGUUCAUGAUGACUGUGACAGCAAUGGAAAAUUUUGUGAUUUUGGUAAAUACCGUUCUGUGAUAGUUCCUCCACAUUGUGUUGAACUGAAGAGGGUUGGUCUAAGAGGUCGCAGACACUUAAUUGUCUCAAAAGCACAGACACCAAGCUAUGAAAACUGGAAACCAGUCAUAGUGUUAGCGAAUACAAAAAGUGGAAAUAAUGAAGGUGACACUAUUCUUAGUGAGUUCAGAGACAUUCUUAAUCCAGCACAGGUUAUAGAUCUCCAUGAGAUGAAGCCUGAGAAUGCGCUAGAAUGGUGCCACCUGCUUCCUGACACUGUAUUCCGGGUGAUAGUGUGCGGGGGAGAUGGGUCCAUAGGCUGGGUGCUGAAUGCAAUAGAGAACCUCAAACUCAAGACCCCACCAGAAGUUGGGAUACUUCCUCUUGGGACUGGAAAUGAUCUUGCCCGAGUGCUGGAAUGGGGAGAAGGACACAAUACGGAAGAUGGAAUAGAGGGUAUGGUGGACAAAAUACUCGCAGCCAAAACUGUAUUCCUGGACAGGUGGAAAAUCAACAUAAAUCACAAAAAGAACAUGGGGAUAUCAAGGCCAAAAAAGGAGAUGAUUAUGAACAAUUAUGUGUCUAUUGGUGUGGAUGCCCUGGUGACCCUAAACUUCCACAAAUCUCGGCUGUCCAGACCCUGGCUCUUUGCUAACAGACUUAUCAAUAAGAUGUGUUACUUUACCUAUGGCACAAAGGACGUGUUAGAGCGAGAGUGUAAGAAUCUCGACAGGAAGAUCAGGGUAUGGCUGGACGGGGAGGAGAUCAAACUGGAGAACAUCGAGGGCCUUGUGGUGCUCAACAUUGCCAGCUGGGGUGGGGGCUGUCGGCCCUGGGAACUCUCUGACAGCAAACAUGACUUCAACCCUGCAAGGUAUGAUGAUGGCCUACUAGAGGUGAUGGCCCUCUACUCCUCCUUCCACAUAGCACAAAUCCAGGUGGGGCUGGCCUCACCCAUUCUCAUUGGCCAGGCUCGGCAUGUCAAGAUAACUCUGUCGGAUGGCAAUGCCCCCAUGCAGUGUGAUGGUGAACCAUGGGAACAGCACCCAGCAGAAAUCAACAUCGCCUACCAUAAACGGGCCACAAUGUUGGCACCUGUACACACUGACACACAGUGAGAACCGUCUAGAUGACAUUCCACUAGUCUAGUUACAUGUGAUACCGGUUUCCAUUUUAAGCUUACUUGAGCACAACAUGCUCCUGGUGAGCUUUUGGGAUAGCUUUUUGUCUGUUGUGUGUCCGUCAUCAACAUUUUGCCCUGUGAACACUCUAGAGGCCACAUUUCUUGUCCGAUCUUCAUGAAACUUGGUCAAAACAUUGAUAUGAUACCUGGACCAAGUUCGAAACUGGGUCAUGCUGGGUCAAAAACUAGGUCACUAGGUCAAAAAAAAGAAAGACCUUGUGAACACUGUAGAAGUCACAUUUGAUGCCCAAUCUUCAUGUAACUUUGUCAAAAUGUUUGUCUUAAUGAUAUGUUGGUUGAUUUAAAAAAUGGUUCCGGUCCGUUGAAAAACAUGGCCGCCAGGGGGCGGGGCAGUAUUCCUUAUAUGGCUAUAGAGAAACCUUGUGAACACUCCAGAAGUCACCAUUUUUGUCCAAGCAUCAUGAAACUUGGUUAAAACAUUGGUUUCAUUGAUGUCUUGGACAAGGUCGAAAAUGGUCCAGAUCGGUGAAAAAACAUGGCCGCCAGGGGGCGGGCAGUUUUCUCUAGAAGUAUAUAGUACCAAAAAUGUGAUCUCUAAAAGUCACAUUUUUGGUCCAAUCUUCAUGAAAUUUAGUCUGAGCCUUUGUUUUCUUGAUACGAUGGUUGAGUUUGAAAAUGGUUCCAAUCAGUAAAAAAACAUGGCCAAAGGGGGGGGGGGUCAUUUUCCUUAUAUUUAUAUAGUAAAUAAAAGCUUAUGAACACUCUAGAAGUCACAUUUUUUGCCUAAUCAUCUUGAAAUUUUGUCUUAACAGCGAUUUAAUAGAUAUCUUGGACGAGUUCGAAAAUGGUCAUGAUCAGUGGAAAAACAUGGCCGCAAGUGGAUGGGGCAGUUUUCUCUAUAUGUAUAUAUUAUUGAAAACAUGUGAACACCAGAAGACACAUUUUUUGCCCAAUCUUCAUGAAAUUUGGUCAGAACAUUUGUUUCCUGGAUUCAAUGGUUAAGUUCGAAAAUGGUUCAGAUGGGUAAAAAAAACAUGGCCACCAAGGGGGGGGGGGUUAUUUAUAUUAAUAGAGUAAAAAAAAGCUUGUGAACACUCUAGAAGUAAAAUUUUUUGUCCAAUCAUCAUGAAACUUGGUCAAAACAUUGGAUUUAUGGAUAUUUUGGUUGAGUUUGAAAAUAGUCUUGAUCAGGGAAAAAACAUGGCUGUCAGGGGUAGGGCAGUUUUCUCUAUAUGUAUAUAGUGAAAACAUGUGAAUAGUCUUGUAGACACAUUUUUUGCCAAAUCUUCAUGACAUUUGGUCAGAACAUUUUUUUCCUGGAUACAAGGGUUGAGUUCAAAAAUGGUUUUGAUCCAUCUAGUUUAAAGUUAUAUAUCUUUUUAUUUUUUUUUCAAUGUAUUUUUGCUAACAGAUACAUAGCAAUCAUUCCAAUUCAUACCUUGCACACAUUUAAAACAAACAAAUUCCUACCUUGAUAGAAAUGUUCACCUGUUUUAAUGGAGCAGAGUGACAAUGAUGCUUGAGCAAUAUCUGAAAGUAUAAAAACAUUGUCCAUAUAAGAAUAUGGAUUUUACAUCAAAAGCUUUAGAUCUGUUGGAUCACAAUAGAAAGCUGGAACCACUUGAUAGAAGUUUGCAGGUGUAUUAUGUAACACAAGUAUCACAUGUGCAUUGAAAAAUGCAUCAAUCACUAUGGCCUUUAUAUAUCAAGCACUGUCCAAGCAUUUUGGGGGAAAGUGAAGUUUACAACGCUAACUUAUCAUUAAUACUUCUCAGGUGAGCGACCAGGGCCACCAUGGCACUCUUUUUUAAUUGCAUACUGAGUUGGCAGUUUAACAGCUGACAACCUUGCUUCGAAGUGUUUUUGGGUUGUUUAAAGAUUUCAUUGACUUUUUGUCCUCUACUGAUGUAAACAGAAAGGACUAUAGGUUUACUUUCGGUUCUUCCAUUUUUAUGCUCCCCAAAAAUUUAUUUUGGGGGGAGCAUAUAGUCGCAGCUUCGUCUGUCCGUGCGUGUGUGUGUCUGUCUGUCUGUCCGUCUGUGCAAAAUUUUUGUCCGGGCUAUUUCUCAGCAACUAAUGACCGGAAUUCAAUAAAACUUUAUGGGAAGCUUCACUACCAAGAGGAGAUGUGCAUAUUAUCAGCGGGUUCUGGUCGGAUGAUUUUUUGCAGAGUUAUGGCCCUUUGAAAUUUUCUAUAAAAAAUUCUUGUCCCCCCAACUACUGUGCCCUCAAGACAAUUCCUUGUAUCUGAAUAUAUAGUGCAAUAUUGUGACAAAAAAACUUUGGGGGGCAUCAACCGUCUCCGAAGGUUUCUUGUUCUUUCUGUCUGUCCAAAUCUGGAUCCUGCAGUACUCAAAAAUUAUUACACUAGGUUUAUGAAACUUGUGGGUAGAGGGCCAUAUUUUGGAAUAUGCACAAUAUUUCAGUUAUUUUCCUUCUGGUUACUUUGUUUCCAGAAAUAUCUGAAAAGUUAAAUACGUAUCCUGCAAUACUUUUCAAAGUACUGUAGCUAGUGUAUUGAUGUUAGGUAUAAUUACAGGGUCACGUUAUGAAUAUGCAUGUUUUUUCUGUUUUCUGUCAGACAAAAAUUGUGGUUGUUAUGGUAGCAGAAAUAUAUGUGAACUAAAAAUCACAAUUGUUUCCCUUUAUUUAUGGUAAUGCAUAUAAACUAGACAUUAAGGCUAGCCCUAACACUUUUUAAUGAUCUCUUUUUAAAUUAGAUGAUGUCCCUUUGACUGUAAAAUUAAAAUCUUUAUUAACUAUCAUAACAUUUAACUGCAAAAAGUCAAAAUGAUUUAUAUAGAUUGGAAAAAUGUUAAUGUUAAUUCAGUCAGUAUCCAAUAAGUGCUGAGAACCAGUAACUGUGUUUAAGCUGUGGACUUCACUUUUUGGAACACAUAACUAUUUAAUGUUAGCUGUUUUAAAUAGAGGGCAGUGUUAUGUUUAGAAAGUAUAU
This is a messenger RNA of Dreissena polymorpha, 4647 nucleotides long. RefSeq names its product diacylglycerol kinase epsilon-like. The coding region runs from base 97 to 1665 and encodes 522 amino acids. Lineage: Eukaryota; Metazoa; Mollusca; Bivalvia; Myida; Dreissenidae. The transcript is spliced from 9 exons. Gene Ontology annotation, molecular function: ATP-dependent diacylglycerol kinase activity. The record is from RefSeq and is a predicted model, not a curated record.